Coprinopsis cinerea okayama7#130 is the source of this 1440-nucleotide messenger RNA. RefSeq lists its product as hypothetical. Gene Ontology annotation, molecular function: protein binding. The record is from RefSeq and is a predicted model, not a curated record. Lineage: Eukaryota; Fungi; Basidiomycota; Agaricomycetes; Agaricales; Psathyrellaceae. The coding region runs from base 1 to 1440 and encodes 479 amino acids. The transcript has a single exon.
AUGUCUCUUGCAACUCGUCCACAAGCAGCGGUUAGGCGCUUAAACUUGAUGUCCCUCCCCAAUGAACUCCUCAGCAUCAUCCUUACAUUCGCCACUUCCGAAUACAGUGUCCAGGAGAUCUUUACUUUGGCGACGGUCUGCUCUCUCUUCAGAGACGUGCUCUUGAAAACACCUAGUGUAUGGGCUGACCUGAAAGUUACUUUCUACCGGGGCACGGACAUGGCGAACCUGGUGCAACUCAUCAAGAAAUGGUCCAAACGAUCCUGCGCGUUGCCAACGACGGCCUUGACACUGUCCCACGACACUGGUUUCUCUCUGUUUGCCCCUUUGCCUGAUGGAAUGUCCUCGCUCGCCGACUUUAUUCUCUCUGGUGCUGAUCCUCGUACGAAGCAUAUCACGCUCUCCUUCCAUGGACUAUCCCUUGAAUCGGUCACUUGGAUGAAGGAACUCUUCACUAAGGCGCUUGGAAACAAGGACCUCAAGCCAUUCGAAAAUAUCCGGUCUCUUAAACUCCGUGCCCCUUGUUUUGCAAUGCCCGACGACGUGACUACCUUCUCGCAACUUUUCCCCAACCUCGAUUACCUGCACGUGUCGUUCCUUCGAAUUCGGAAUGGGCCCAUCAGUCCGAGCGCUGACUGGUUCAAGCACUUUGCCCUGCCAACGGUUCGCCGUAUGACGGUUUAUAUCCACAUAUACCAGGAUAUCUGUAGGAGACACCUUCUCCCACUCAUUCUCUCGCAGAACCCGGAGCUCGAGAUCCUCUACCUAGACAUUUCGACUUGGUACCCACACCUCCUGACGAUAUUUAGGCCCGUCACUCAGAAACGUAUCCAUACGUUGCACCUGAGUGGUCAUAUGGACGCCGUGGCACGUCAACUCGCGCUGGUAACCUGCCCAAGGUUGACGAGCUUGACUAUCCUUGACGCCCCAUUCAUGAACCCGCUACACAAUGGAGGGAACCUCGGCGUAGUCCCAAACAUCCUCAAAAUGGUCAACCAAAGCGGAUGCAAAUUACGAGUGUUGGAUCUGUCCAAGUCCUUACUGAGCGACCGGCAGCUCUUCGACCUCCUUAGAGCGCUGCCAUCUUUGCGUCGGGUUUCGAUCUCGGUACGGGGUAACUGCGACGGCAGUGUAUUCGAUAUGCUUCACGAGCGGAGCAAGACUGAGCGGGUGCUGCCUGCUCUAAAGUAUAUAGUCGUGACUGUUGAAGCUUCCUAUCAACGUUUGGUGGUGAAGAAGUCUGGUCCCCGUGUUGCACAUGGAAGGAGAAAGACAGGGAAGGAUGUCUUGAUGACCCGCAUCUUCCACGAUGCUCCGUUUUGGCGAUUUGUACAAGAUCCAAGGAGACAGGGGAGUGCUCGUAGAACGGGUUUUGCUGUCCUGAAGUCUGCAACGUUCAAGGUUGAGCGGAAGCUUGCUCAAGCUGCCGGCAAAACCUGA